UCUGCCUGCCUGUGGGUCGUUGUGAGAAAUGCACGGCUUGAGUCUACUGAAAAGCUUCGCUUGUCGAGCUGGACUCAAGUCGCAUGUGUCAGAUACAGGAUGCUCGUAGAGCUCCGUGAGAACCCCGGGAAAAUGCAUUGAGGGAUUCGAACCUUCAGUGCCCCUGGCACCGGAGCCCUCUAGACCUCCCCCACAGAAAGACUCUGCUUGGCCUUCUGAGAAGUAGGAUUGGGAAAAAGUUGCCUGAGAUGACCCUGAAUGUGCGCCUUUAUUGGGAUCAGAAGGAAAAGAGGUUCCAACCCAUUGGUCGUUACCCCAUUCCCUACAAGAAAGACCUGCCUUUUGACAUGGUAGAGCUCAUGGAGGAGGUAGAAAAGACGAUAGGAUUUUUACCAAAUACAUUUAAAGUGUUGUCUUACCGGCCGGUGGAAUUCAGGGCUUUCUUUGCUUAUUAUAAUGCUAUCAUCAACAAAGAAACAGGCAAGCUCAGCAGAGCUGACAAGGAACUUAUCAUUGUAGUAACCAGCCUGGCCAACAAUUGCCUGUACAGUGUGAUUGUCCAUAGUGCUAAGCACAGGGUCUUCUCAAAGGACCCAGAACUUUCUGACCAGGUAUGUGUCAAUUGGAGGAAGUCCAACCUCCCUGCUCGGGAAAAAGCAAUGCUGGAGUUUGCACUUGCUGUUUCCCAAGGUGAUGACAUAACAGAUGACCAUUUCACAAAGCUUGAAGUGCAUGGCUUCAAUCGAGAAGAUGCCUGGGACAUAGCUUCCAUUUCUGCUUUUUAUGCCAUGGUCAACCGCUUUGUUAAUUUUGUCAAUCUCAUUCCCAACAAAGAAUUCUAUUCGAUGGGCAGAACCAGUGAUUCUAAUGACAUCAUGAGCGAUCUCACUGGUCCUUGACAUGGAGCAGUGACAGGAAAGACCAGUGUUUAUUAUUUCAGUCAUGUUGCUUUAUAACAUACCAGUUGGAAAGCAAUAUUUUUUUUAAAUCUAGGCAUUGGAUGGAGAAGAAAGUAAAUAAAUGAUUUUGUUUCCUGCUUGCUUAAUGAGAUAGAUUCUAAGGGUUAUGGGUAUCUAGGACAUGGUUACUUGAGCCUAGGGACAUAUUUCAGAAAAUCCUAAUUUACUUGUAUUGUGAUCUAAAAGGAACAUCAGGAGCAAAGGAAUUAAGAGUCUGCUUUAGGUAUUUUUUAUGAACAGACAUCUAUCUAACAGAUAGCAGCUAUUAAGGUUGAAUAUAUUUUAGCUUUCCAAAGCAGUAUUACAUAGAAACUGAUCUGUACAGACUGAUUUGAAAUGAAUUCAUUCGAAGCAGAGUUAACAGAGUUAAAGACUCUCAAAGGUAGGAGCAGCAGGUUCAGUUAAAGUUUAGUUUUAGUGUCUUUUAACUAACCUGUGAAUUUUC
Molecule: messenger RNA, 1404 nt
Organism: Perognathus longimembris pacificus (Pacific pocket mouse)
Lineage: Eukaryota; Metazoa; Chordata; Mammalia; Rodentia; Heteromyidae
Exons: 5
Coding region: 249-899 (216 amino acids)
Molecular function (GO): peroxiredoxin activity
Source: RefSeq, a predicted model, not a curated record